GAAUAUUACUAGUGCCUUCUACAAGCAUUGCGACAGGAUAAUCGUUAAAAACGCUACAGACACCUCGAUGGAACGCUUGAUUUUCUCAUACGAUAAGGAUGCAAUAAACGAUACAGCUGGAAAUGUCCCUGGAACUUCCGGUCCCAGCUUUUUACUAGCUUAUUACUCCCGUUUCUGUCUUACAACACAAUGAAGUUACUGCGCGCAGUAUGGGUGUCCAUGGUGCUAUUUGUUCUUCCAUCUGGUUUUUUGCAAGACGCACCUACUGAUUUGGAAAUCGAUUGCAACACCCCGCCAACGGCCACACAGAUCUCAGCGGUGCAGCUGGAUCCCAAUCCAUUUCGGACGGAUCUGUUGACAAGAGAAGAAUGCCUGGGAUACGUUAGCCUGCACGAAAGCCGGAGCAUAUGCAGCCCUGUGCAGUCGCGAAAGGACUGUGAACCUUCGAGCAAUGAUCAGUAUACGAUAACGCCAAUAUCACGAACCUACAUCGAGGUGUUGUGCUCAUGGGAAAAUCGCACCUCGUUCGCCGAAAUCACGCAGAGUGUCAGCACAAUUAGUCAACGUCGAGCUGUCACCAUAAGACUCAAGGAACGCAACGACUCAACCGAUCCGAUUCACUCUGAUGUCGUUAAUCCCAUCCGUGAGCAGAUCAUCGAGCUGUCCAUCUUAGAAUGCCGUACAACGCGCACAACCGCCAAGGUUUAUGACGCCGGGAUGCUCCCAAACGUGAUAAGGUUUACGAUGCAAUCCGGGUUGCGUUUGGAGAUUCAGAAGAAGGAUUUCUCGCGGAUGCCAAAAGUACGAAUGAUCAGCUUGUCAUCCUGUACCGUUGCCGUCCUGGAACCGUACACUUUUACCGACCUACCGCACCUGCAGAGCUUGUCGCUGGAGGACGGCGUUGGUUUCCAUCUGCGUCGCUUGCAGAUGCAUCCAAACCGGAGCGAAUGGGAUCCCGAGACUUUCGGUGAAGAUGAUUUAGCGAUGGUCUGGAAACUACACUGCGACUGCUCGUAUGCGUGGUAUCGCAAUUUUCUCAAGAAAAUACCGAGCCUUAUUACCGGCAAGAAUAUCGGAGAAAUUGGCAGUAUUGGCAACUAUAAGACACCUUAUGUGGGCGGGGUGUCGUCGUUAUCUGGCCUGCUUAGCGUAAACUGCACACACAAGCUGACUCCCGAUAAUAGUGAUAUUGGCAGCAAGUAUUCCUACAAUGUACCUUGCUAUAACAUACAGUGCUGAUACAAAAUGGCGUUAAUUUUCAAAUGCAUUGCGGUCAAUGCCCUUCAUUGAUAAACUGCUACCUUGCGUCAAUACUUUAGUCUUUUGUUACUGUACAUAGGUUUCAAAAGCAGCCUUGUCGUUAACAAAUUAUUAUUGUUACGGUUACUUAUGCCAGCAACAUUCAAAGAUCCACGCCUCUUU
Molecule: messenger RNA, 1422 nt
Organism: Paramacrobiotus metropolitanus
Lineage: Eukaryota; Metazoa; Tardigrada; Eutardigrada; Parachela; Macrobiotidae
Exons: 3
Coding region: 190-1239 (349 amino acids)
Source: RefSeq, a predicted model, not a curated record